GUCCCACUAAUUUGUCCUCAGGGGAACGUCAGCAGCGCUAGGACCAAGCGGAAAACAGCUUAUCCUGCAGGGAUGUGUUCCAGUCGGGGUUUAUGUGGCGAGAACAACCGUCGCAACAGACCCUCCAGCUCAGGGGGCAGCGGUUCAGGCGCUCACUAUGCCCUCUGCGCCCUGGGAGUGGGACUCAUCGCCCUGGGUAUCGUCAUGAUUGUGUGGACUGUCAUACCGUUGGAUGGAGAGGCCCCUGGCGACUCCUCCACUAUGUCUGGCAACUCCACAACAUCAGUAAAUGAGGGCGGUGAUGAUGGGGAGGACAAAGAGAACACAAAGUCUUCAAUGGUGGCUAUGGUUUUGGUUGGAGUUGGGGCAGCCAUGUUGCUUUUAUCCAUUUGUCUCGGCGUGAAGAAUAAGAGGAGCCAACGCAACACAGGAAACCAGCCAUUGCCAACGGGAGGACUCCUCCUGAACCAUGGGGCAGGGCAGCAGGAAGAACCGGUCCCAGACCCAACCACAUUCAAUGUUCCAAGCUACGAGGAGGUUGUCGGCAGUGCUGACUACCCCGUCCGCCAGAGCAACCUUCGAAACAGCAUCUCCCAGCUGCCGUCCUACGAGGACAUCAUAGCUGCUGUGGAAAAUGAAGGAGCAGAACCCACUAACACCCCCACAGAGGACACCCCUCUUAAUGAACCCGCACCAGCUCCCGAUCAACCUGCCGCAGAGCCCCAGGCUGACCCACCUGGCCUAACACCAAACCCAAGCCUGCCUACUCGCAGCGCCAGCCGGGCCAGCCGUUUACUGCGACCCCUCCGGGUUAGGAGGAUCAAGUCAGACAAACUGCACCUGAAGGACUUCCGCCUCCAAAUCCGCAGCCCCACACAGAAUCCAGUGACCAUUGAACCCAUCACUCCGCCACCACAAUACGACAAUAAGGUGCCAGAAUUAGGGUAGUGUCUCUUACUUACUGCCUGUUCCCGAUGAAUAAAAAUAUCUCCAUGUUAAAUGGACUAAUGAUGACACUUCUGAGAACCCACUUUCAAGGUUGGUAUUAAGUAGGUUAAAUGAGGCUGCGAGCAGCGUGAUAGAGGCCGUGCAGACACACUCCUGAAAUGAGAAUAUUUCAAGUGAAUCUCUUGCUUUUUUUCACUGGAGCUUGAGAUUGUCAUAUUUAUUCUGUUAUAAUGCAUAAUUAAGUCUGUGAGAAAGGAUCGUCUUAAACAUCACGUCAUAACUUAUAUCAAACAGAAAACAGCCUUUCAGUUUUGUUUUUGUUUUUUUUAACUAUUGUGUGCUGUAAUGGACAAUCUCUAACUCCUUACCAGGAAAUAUUAGUGAAAGAAAUAAAACAUAUUGUGUUUCAAAGGGGGAAAAGGGAAAUUAAUUACCUGGGAGAUUUUAAAGUGGUAUUAAGUAUCAGUUCAAUAAGAAUUCAAUGUACAAUUACCUUUAUGUGAUUUGUAACUGAAGAAAAUGCACUGAGACCAAAAAUGUUAUGACUUUUGUCUUUUU
Messenger RNA from Larimichthys crocea (large yellow croaker), 1506 nucleotides. It is a transcript of the gene tmem51b, whose product is annotated as transmembrane protein 51b. The transcript is spliced from 3 exons. NCBI's taxonomy places the organism in Eukaryota, Metazoa, Chordata, Actinopteri, Sciaenidae. The coding region runs from base 73 to 948 and encodes 291 amino acids. The record is from RefSeq and is a predicted model, not a curated record.